This is a messenger RNA of Gloeophyllum trabeum ATCC 11539, 2355 nucleotides long. RefSeq lists its product as uncharacterized. The transcript has 13 exons. Bases 1 to 2355 code for a protein of 784 amino acids. Gene Ontology annotation, biological process: cell motility; actin filament organization. The record is from RefSeq and is a predicted model, not a curated record. Lineage: Eukaryota; Fungi; Basidiomycota; Agaricomycetes; Gloeophyllales; Gloeophyllaceae. Gene Ontology annotation, cellular component: plasma membrane.
AUGACCUCUUACGCCUCCGGAACGAACCAUUCCGUGCCCAACGGAUACGACGCACGUCCAAACGCCACCAGUCAUACCGGUACCAAUGGUGCACCCCGCCCGAAAUCCCUUCUUGUCCCGACAAACAGCGUAACGACGAAGGAUGGAGUCACAGUACGAGCUCGCAUCGAGCCAACCUUGACAGUCGACGAUGUUAUUAGACAAUUAUGCAUUAACCUACAAAUCAGGGAUCCUCCCGCUAUGUUUGCUCUGCGAGAUGAGACGGACGAGUUGGUGACGAACGAUAACCUACGGAAGAAGAUCAAAGCCAAAGUACCCUUGAAGUUGGUCAACUCGCCAACUUUGGAAGCCGCGGAGAUAGUCGAAAAGUUGAGCUUGAGAGAUGAGAGAACGCUGCGAAAAACAUUGUUUUCGCUCCAGAAGUUCAUCAGAGAAGAACAAUUUGCGAAUGAAUUCCUCCAGCGCGAUGGACUGUCAGAGUUAAUCGACGUGAUCUCCGUUAGCCACGGCAACACCCUUGCUUAUGCAUUGCUCGCGAUGCAAAACCUCAUGGAUCUCGACUACGGCUGGUCCAACCUCGAACACACAUUCAUCUUCAGAGUGGUGCAGAUCCUGUCCUCACCUCAGUCUCUCAUCAACGUCUGUCGUCCAGCAACAGCGAUCUUGAAGAAGCUCGUAGAAGCGGACCCACACAGUGCGCCCGGACCACUCAUGGCAAGCUCGAGCCGGAGUCCACCGUCGCUGCCGCCUGGCAGCGUCUACCGCUAUGGUUUCGACGUGGUCUUUGAACAGAUGCGUAAGGAGAAGGGACUCUUGGAGACCGUCGUCAAUAGGGUCGGGAAUGCCGAUACGUCUAUGGUCUUGUAUAGACUGAGUCCGCAUAGCAUGAUGUUAAUCAACUCGCUAUUGGCUCAUGCCACUGACGCGAGAUGGGAGGAGUUUGUGAAUGAGCUCGAGAAGCUUAACGUGCGGAAGGCGGUCAUCCGUCUCAUGUCUUCUCAUACUAUUGAGGACCUCACGUCUUGCAUUCUCGACUUCCAAGCUAACAUGAUCAGGGUCACAUAUCGAAAGAAAACCACUCUGGUGGAGCCGGAAAUGGAGCACUCGCAUGCUUCAGCCCUGAAAUACAUCUGGAACGCCAGUAAAUUACAAGAAGGUAUCGACGAGGAAGGCCAGCCGCUCAAAUGGCGGUUACUGGGCUUUGGGAGCGAAGACAUUACGCAUGAAUUCCGAGAUGCGGGUGUGUUGGGGCUGGAUUGUCUGAAACAAUUUGUGAAAAGUGAUCCGGAAACGUUCUCCAAGAUGGUCCUGGAGCAGAUCAGUCGGCCUGAAGAACGCCGAUGUCCGAUUGCCAGGGCUUCCAAUGAGAUAGUCGAGCUUUUAUCAGAACAUUGGGCGAUCUUCGCACCUGGAUACUCGACGUCGACUACCUUCCAACCUUUCUUCCUUAACUUCCACAAGGUUCAUGCUCUAGCGUUGACCUUCUUCCUACGGAUGUGGUCCGAGAGUGGAGCCGCCGCUGACGAUUUCCCUCGCGUGGUCGCUCUAACACGGAGCCAAGUCAAAGUGGCUUUACGACUAGAGAACGUGCGUCCGUGGCAUGAAGUCGAACAUGAUUUCCUGGAUUCCGAGUACCGUGCCGUGAGAGACCGACAGAUGAAAGAACUCGAGAUGGAGGAUGAUCUGAUGAGCAAGGCUCCCAUGCGGAAUCUGAGCGCGAAACUCUACAAGGAGUCAUAUGAGUUCGUGCGUCAACAGCGGAUUCAGUGUCUCCUACAAGGUUCAUGGUUCGUGAACGCCAUCCCGCUCAACUCACCAGUCUCUCGGGAUGCGGCACGGAGGCCUACACGCCCUUGGCGAUUCAUGAGACUGGACAACGGCCAAAAAUAUCUCCACUAUGUGGAUAGCACAGUGAAGUUUCCGGUCCGAAAUGGCCUUGAAGACCUCCCUGACCGGAUUGACAUCUCCAACAUCACCGAGAUCGCCACCGGUACUUGCGCCGCCCCUCCAAACGUUCUCCGUGACCAGAAUGAUCUCCCUCCAACUUCACCUGUCUCACCCUCGCCAUUAUCUUUCUCGCUCUUGACGGCAGACGGCAGUUCCCUCGCGGACCAGAUCGCGCCCGAUCAGUCAAGGUGGGCGGAUUGGACUGAUGGCCUGAACAUGCUUCGACGAGAUGGCGGCCACGUCGCGUCCCAAGAGACUGCAGGAUUUGUCAAAGCUUUGACUGAUAUUGGGCUAAAGAUCAAACUACUGGAUUUAACCGGUGAGAAAGUGGAUAUACCCAGCGGACUGGUGGCAGGUCCACCGCCCACAAAUACGGACUUUUUCUUCUCUGACCUGUAUGACGGAUAA